This is a messenger RNA of Filobasidium floriforme, 3531 nucleotides long. RefSeq lists its product as uncharacterized. The transcript has 18 exons. The record is from RefSeq and is a predicted model, not a curated record. Lineage: Eukaryota; Fungi; Basidiomycota; Tremellomycetes; Filobasidiales; Filobasidiaceae. The coding region runs from base 184 to 3432 and encodes 1082 amino acids. Gene Ontology annotation, molecular function: ABC-type transporter activity; ATP binding; ATP hydrolysis activity. Gene Ontology annotation, cellular component: membrane.
CCGACCUCGACGACUCAUAGACUUUUUCUAUUUCAUCGAGAUCUACAGGUCACCUGCACUUGCUCUUUCUUUCCACCAUAUAUAGCUAGGAGGCAUCACGCAGGUAGCCGAACCGACCAGAUUCGGUGACACCGGACAUACCCGAUCGACCCAUUCCUAGUGAAACUGUGGCGAUCGACCGAUAUGCGAUACGAAACCUUCGCCUUCAGCCUGCUCGCUGUGCUGAGCAUCGCCUCUGCCAGCGAACAGCAGUACGGGCAAGGCCUAUAUGCUCGAACGGUGUCAACUAAGUACAGCCAAUCCACUCGUGCUACUACGUGGAUAAACUCGUCGCUCACCGCUCCCAACAAGAGGCCUGCAGAAUGCCCUCCAUGCUUCAACUGCCUUUUGCCCGCCUUCAAUUGCGCUCAAUUCGGGGAGUGUAACGCUUACGACGGUCAAUGUCAUUGUCCUGAUGGGUGGGGUGGAAUCGACUGCUUGACGCCGCUAUGUGGCUCUCUUGCUGAUGCAGAUGCGAGGUACCCUCGACCCGAAGGCGAGCUGUGUCAAUGCCAAGACGGAUGGGGCGGCAUCAAUUGUAACGUUUGCGAGAACGACAAGGCUUGUGCUGCAUUCCAGCCUCGGUUCCCAGAUGACGAAACGAACCGAGGAGGCGAGGAUACUGAGCGUGAAUCGGAAAUGGUCUGCUACAAGGGUGGUCUCGCAGUCCAGCAGAACUACCAAAUGUGUGAUGUGACCAACCGAAAGAUUAUCGAUACCAUCCCCAACCAGAAGAAACCCCAAGUCACAUUUUCAUGCAAGAAGGGCCCUACCAGCAACAUGAGCCUCGAUGCAAGCUCUUCAGAUCACAGGCAACCCCUUUUCGCCCCGUUUGAUAACAACAUGGAGCCCGAUGUCAACAGUGCCAAGGACGAUGUCGACGGCACCUGUUCGUUCCAGUUCUGGGUCGACUCGAUCGAGAGCUUUUACUGCAAGUUGGACGGUUGCGGAUGGGAAGGCAGGGGCAGUGCGAACACCAACAAGACCAACUAUCAAUGCAAGACUAUCGAAUGUGCUUGUGUAGCAGACCGUUUCCUCUGUGGACAAGACGGCAGCGUUAACAUUGACGAUUUUCUGGUAGAAGAAGUCAAGGGGCCCGCUACUUUCCAGUGUGAAAGCGGCAAAGGCUGUUCAUUCAGCGAACCGGCUAUGGAUCAAUUGAUCAAUGACAUCUUUGGAGACGAUUCGAUCACACUCAACUGUGAUAGUGGCGAAUGCAUGCAUUAUACUCAAGUGCCUGGUUACGAGGCUCCUGAGGCGCCAAACAACAAGGUCUGGGUUGGUCUCAGCGCUGCCAGUGCGGCUCUCGUGUUUUUGCUAGCUGCUUUCCUGAUGUGGUAUUUUGGUCGCUCCAAGAAGCACCCGAGGGGCUUCGGCGAUGUACAACUACCUUCCGACGAAGCUUCCAAGUUGAUGGCCGACCAUAUUCCCGCCACGCUUCACUUCGAGAGCGUGUCCUACGCCAUCAAUAACAAGGCCGUCUUGACCGAUGUUAGCGGUUCGGUUGCUCCCGGUCAGCUCAUGGCUAUCCUCGGUUCCUCGGGGGCAGGCAAAUCUACAUUCCUGGACAUUCUCGCCCGAAAGGACAAGCGAGGUCGAGUGGGAGGUCAGCUGUACAUCAAUGGCAGGACCAUCGACGACAACGAGCUAUACAAGCGGGUUGUAGGUUUCGUAGACCAAGAAGAUACCCUCAUGUCCACCUUGACGGUCUACGAGACUGUGCUCUACUCAGCCGUAUUAAGGUUGCCAAAGGAUAUGAGUAUCGAAGCCAAAAAGUUUCGCACUCUGGAGACAAUGCAAGAGCUCGGGAUACUUGGUAUCAAAGACUCGCGGAUUGGGGAAUCGGGGAAACGGUCGAUUUCUGGCGGAGAAAAGCGGCGUGUCUCGAUCGCUUGCGAGCUCGUUACGAGCCCCUCUAUCCUGUUUUUGGAUGAGCCCACCAGCGGGCUGGAUUCAUACAACGCCUACAAUGUAAUCGAGUCUCUGACCACCUUGGCGAAGCAGUACAACAGGACUGUCGUAUUCACCAUCCAUCAGCCCCAGAGCAACAUUACAUCGAUGUUCGACAGGAUGAUACUGCUAUCAAAGGGCCGUGUGGUUUAUUCGGGAGACUUCAAACGCUGCCAGGAGCACUUUGCCACACUUGGCUACGAGUGUCCUCCAGGCUACAACAUAGCGGAUUAUCUAAUCGACGUUACGACCAAGGCAGCCGGUGAUCAUAGGUCUGACCGAGGACAAGUAGCGGAAGAGGAGAGCAAUAUGGGCACCGCGGGUAGUUACGCAGACAACGACACUAGUGGCAGUUCGUCAUUCUUCGGAAAAAUCAAGACCAAAGGGGCAGAGCUCACCUCCGCGCUACAAUCGAACUCUCGGGACGAGGAUGUGAUUGUUCCCCCAUUGCCGGAAAAACUCGCACGUUUGGUCAAUGGAUACAAAGCGAGCGAUCAAGCCAAGAUCACCGAGGCAGAACUACAUCGACUCCACCAUGGGGUUCGGCUUGACGGUGUUCACGAAGUCACAUCAGAGACAACACCUUUCCGUACUUACAAGAGAGCCUCCUGGGGCACACAGUUUAUUACUCUGAGUGGCAGGGCGUUCAAGAACCUGUAUCGAAACCCUCUAUUGAUGGCAGCGCAUUACGUUGUCGCGAUCGUUGUCGCCCUAUUCUGCGGCUUCUUCUUUUAUCACGUCACAAAUGACAUUCCCGGCUUCCAAAACAGACUGGGUCUGUUCUUCUUCAUCUUGUCGCUGUUCGGCUUCUCUUGUCUGUCGUCGGUGGGGGUCUUUGCGAACGAAAGAAUUCUGUUCAUGCGAGAGAGAGCGAAUGGCUACUACUCGCCAUUCAUUUAUUUCGUCUCCAAGGUUCUGUUCGACACGUUGCCUUUGCGAGUCAUUCCACCAUUUGUGCUGGGAUCCAUUGUUUAUGGUCUAGCGGGAUUGAACCCAGAAGUUUCGUGCUUCUGGAAAUUCAUCUUGACUCUGGUGCUGUACAAUUUGACGGCAUCGAGCGUAGUGCUCUUCCUGAGCAUUGCAAUCGCCGACACCGGCGUUGCUAACCUCAUGGGUAGCUUGGUCAUGCUCUACAAUCUGCUUUUUGCCGGUUUGCUCAUGAACUACGACCGCGUGCCCAAGGGACUGCGCUGGAUGCAAACCACUUCUUUCUUUCAUGCAGCUUACGAGGCGUUGCUCGUCAACGAACUGCGAUACUUGCAGUUGGUCGAACACAAAUUCGGGCUUGACAUCCAAGUACCUUCAGCAACCAUCUUGUCAUCCUUUGGAUUCCACGCGCAGGCGUUCUGGUGGCCCGAUAUCUCCCUACUCUGCAUUGUUUUCGGGGUUUCCCUUAUCGCUUCAUACCUGGCCUUGCAGCUCUUCGUGAAGGAGCGAAGGUAACAGCGUGUAGAGAGCGGCUGUCAAGUGCUACAACUUGUAAUGGAUUUCACUAGCAUGGUACAAAUCCUGUACGCAUCGGAUUCAAUUGGCAUGGGAAAA